This is a messenger RNA of Leptomonas pyrrhocoris, 249 nucleotides long. RefSeq lists its product as hypothetical. NCBI's taxonomy places the organism in Eukaryota, Euglenozoa, Kinetoplastea, Trypanosomatida, Trypanosomatidae. The record is from RefSeq and is a predicted model, not a curated record. The coding region runs from base 1 to 249 and encodes 82 amino acids. The transcript has a single exon.
AUGGGAUCGGUGAUCUCAGUCAUUUGGGAAAUGCAUGAUACUCUCCUUUACUUUUAUCGCCUGUUGGUCUUGACUCUCCUGUUUCUGGGGGUUUUGCAUUCUGGGUAUAUUGUCCGCCAGUGUGAAGUCUCCGGUCUUCCAAAAAUUCCACCCGCCCGCCCCCGGUCCCUACCACGACAGGGACCCAUGGGAUCUCCGGAAGGAUCCUUGAGUUGGGUAAUGUUUCCUAUGCACUUCGUAACGCGAUGA